CCUCCUCCUCAGGGAAACAAAAGGGGCAGUCAGUAUAAAAGAAGUGUGAGGUCCCUAAAUAUUCAUUCUUCUUCUGCCGCGCUCGUCUUGCAUCCUUCAGUCUCACUCAGGAGCUAAGAUGACUUUCUACGAUGACAUUUACCCAUUCUACCCGCUACAAAGGACCUCCUUUAUCUUCAGUGGCGGCUUGCUCACCGUUAUCCUGGUUUUUCUCGUGCUAGCAGCGAGUCUUCUUCUUAUUCUGCCCGGGAUACGAGGGAAGUCGAGGCUGUUCUGGAUGUGUCGGAUUAUUAUUAGCUUGUUCAUCGGCGCGGUGAUCGUCGCGCUCAACUUCACCUGCGACUGGGCCGAGGCCAGGAUGACCACUAAUGCCACCUACAAGUCUUUCAGCAACGCGGUGGUUGAUGCUGACAUCGGCUUGCAUGUCGGCCUCUACGGCAUUAAUGUGACACUCAAGGGGAAUCCUGUGGUGCAGUUCAAUGAGACCAUUGACUACAAUGAGAUGUUCAGCUGGCAUGAGUCUAUGGAGGAAGAGUACGGGGAAGCCCUGGAGAGAGGUUUACCCAACCCCAUCCUGUACAUCGCUGAGAAAUUCACCCUGAGCAGCCCGUGUGGACUCAUCUUUCAGUACAGAUACUCAGGACGAUACGCCUCCGCAACCCUCUGGACGGCGUUUUGCUGCUGGUUGGUAGCGAAUAUCCUCUUCACCAUGCCGGUCAUUCUGUACGCUGGCUACAUGAUGAUAGCCACCGCCGCCUUCAUCUUCUUCUCCAUGGCGUCCUUCUCCACCAUCAUGAACGCACCGCAGUGUGUUUUCUGCAUAGGAACGGACUCCUUUGAGAUCAAUUACAGCCAUUCAUUCUGGCUGGCCCUGGCUACAGGUUUGCUGUGUGCCGUCAUCGGGACUCUGGUGGCCUUGUUGGACUUUCUAAUGCCAGAGAAAAUGAAAGAGGCCUUCAGUGUUGGCGUCGACAGUUACGAAGACGAGGAUGUGUAUUAUGGGGAGGGCUACUUGAACACCGUUUUUAUUGAUGGAGUGACAGUUUUACCACUUACAUCAAAAGUCACGGCGGUAAGUGGCGACACGGAGAGCGUACUUCUAAUCCGGUGUCAGUAAUUCUUAAUAUAAUAACAUGCACACACUGAAGGAGUAAUUUGGCCCAACCGAAUCCUUGUAAGUAAUUACUGUAGAAGUAAAUGUUUAAACUCACAUACACACAUACAUAAACAUACACACAUAUACAUAAAUGACUAAAUAAAAAUAAAUGUACAGGUUCAUGUGAUGAUGUAGCACAGUGGCCACCCCACCCUAUUUCUCAUGAAUCCUGCACAGUAAUAUCUAUUUAGUAUCUACAUCCACCUUUUUUUGCUUGUUGACUAACAUGUCUUGUUUCUAUUUAUGUUUCAGGAGCACACAUGAAGCCUUGGUGGUUUCCCUCUGUGGAUCAAGUUAAUGCUUGACGAUAUUUCUGCUGAAUGUGUUACUGUUUGAAUGCUCUAUGAGAGCCUAUUGUGUGUUAGACAUGAACUGUAAAUAGUUGUGUAAGUAAAGUUCAUUAUCAUGGUGCAGUGAAAUAUGUAAAUUUGUAUGGGAUCCAUACACUGUGUAUGUACUGAUCAAUACAGAUUAUAGUUCUAUUAUAACUCUUUUUCCAUUAAGAAUUGAAAGUAUUUAUAGUUUAAUUUUGCUUGAAUUUUGUAAGUCUCUUCAGGAUUUCUGGUCUAAUUUGUACAUAGUUCGUUGUUCGUUAACACCUUUGUUGUGGGAUUGGCACCAUUGAUUUUUAAUACAGGAAAAUGUAUGGCCACCAUAAUAAAAUGAAAACA
Messenger RNA from Gasterosteus aculeatus aculeatus (three-spined stickleback), 1827 nucleotides. The record is from RefSeq and is a predicted model, not a curated record. NCBI's taxonomy places the organism in Eukaryota, Metazoa, Chordata, Actinopteri, Perciformes, Gasterosteidae.